This is a messenger RNA of Sorghum bicolor (sorghum), 4188 nucleotides long. RefSeq lists its product as uncharacterized. Bases 243 to 3575 code for a protein of 1110 amino acids. Gene Ontology annotation, molecular function: protein binding; ATP binding; ATP hydrolysis activity. The record is from RefSeq and is a predicted model, not a curated record. Gene Ontology annotation, cellular component: mitochondrial outer membrane. The transcript is spliced from 28 exons. NCBI's taxonomy places the organism in Eukaryota, Viridiplantae, Streptophyta, Magnoliopsida, Poales, Poaceae.
GAGUAUCGACUGGACAGCACAGUCUCACCUGUCGCGCCGCUGCCGUGCGAUUGGUGGUCGCGGCGGCCGCCUUAUUUUAUUCCGCCUCCUCCUCCUCCUCCUCCUCCCCUGCUAAUUGCAUUACUACUGCUACUAAUCCAACGAAUCCUUCGGUUUUGUAUUCUUCUCUGCUUCCUUUCGUCUUCCCCUUCGCCUCUUUCUCUCUCUCCGUGUUCUCGCGUCGCCGUCGCCGCUGGUGCGAGAUGGUCGAGACGAGGCGGAGCGCCGCGGCGAAGCGCCCGGCGGCGGGGGAGGAGCAGGAGGACAAGGGCGCGCCGGCAUCGCCGGCGCCGGCGCCCACGGAGGACCCGGCGGCGGGUCCGGGAGCGGCUGACGAUGUCGCGUCGUCGCAGCCCCCGAAGCGCGCCAAGGUUGGGUGCGCGGAGGCGGAUACCGUGAAGCCAUCGGUGGCGCCGGCAGCAGCCGGCGCCGUUGUGGGUCUGCCCAACACGGCUGGGCUGCAGGCGCUGACCGGCGCCAUGGACAAGCUGGAGGCCCUCUUGAGGUCCAAGGAGGCUCAGUCCAAUCAGGCAGGGCAUAAACGGGGCACUAAUAAUGAUAAAGAUGUAUCCGCGAUAAAGAGAGCCAUGGAUUUGUCCGAGGAUUUAUCGGCGAAGAUAAAGAAAACCAAGGAUAAGGUGGCUGGGAUAUUGAAUAAGCCACAGGCUGCAGGCACCAGCAAGCGUCAGGAGCCCUGGUGCAGACUAAUUUCACAAUAUUCCAUGCACCCUACCCUUUCUAUUUAUGGUGCGCUUUUCACUAUUGGUCAUGGAGCGCAUCAUGAUUUCAGACUGGGCGAGUCAUCCACUGCCUCACCUGUUUGUAGACUGAAGCAGGCUAAGCGAGGUGCACUCCUUGAAGUCUUUGAAUCCAAAGUUGUUCGUGUAAAUGGGAAAUCUUUGGACAAGGCUGCCAAGGUUACCUUGAAUGGAGGAGAUGAAAUUAUAUUCCGUUCACCAGUGAGGCAUGCUUAUAUAUUUGAGCAACUUCAUCAGGAGAAAUCUAGCACUCCAGUGUUAUCCUCCACUUGCAGUGUACAGCAGGGGCAACGCUCACAUUUCAAAGAUAUUCAGGAUCUUUUGUCAUCAAAAGGGCGCAAAGUCUCAACCUUUUACUUUGGAAGAGGUCGGUCUUCAUUGUUGCCUAGUGGUCCAUCAGCAGACCCACUUAUGCUUAAUUCAUGUAAAACUAUGGAGGGUCGAUGCCAGUUUAGCUCUGAAGAUAAUAUUUCAUCUGGUCGGUGUCAGCUAGUAAAGGAGGAUUUGAUCAAUGCAACGGUUGAUGCGAGUGACAUCUCUGAGUCAUUUGAUAGUUGCCCAUAUUAUCUAAGUGAGCAUACCAAAUGUGCUCUCAUGUCAUCAGCAUAUGUACAUUUACACUGCAAGAACUACUUCAAGUUUACAAAAGAUAUAUCUUCUCUUAGUCAACGAGUGCUGCUAUCUGGCCCAACAGGAACUGAUAUCUAUCAAGAAUAUCUGGUGAAGGCACUUGCAAAGUAUUUUGGUGCUAGAUUGCUCACUGUAGAUUCUUCCAUGCUGUUUGGUGGGCAAACUUCCAAGGAGUCAGAGUCCUACAAAAAGGGUGAUAGAGUGAGGUAUAUUGGUUCAUUACAGUCGACAGGCAUUAUCCUUGAUGGACAGAGCCCUCCAGAUUUUGGUUCACAGGGUGAAAUAUUUCUUCCUUUUGAAGAAAAUAGAUCAUCGAAGGUUGGUGUAAGGUUUGAUAAAAAAAUUCUGGGAGGAAAUGAUCUUGGAGGCAAUUGUGAAGUUGAUCAUGGUUUGUUCUGUCCAGUUGAUUCAUUAUGCCCCGACAUUCCAGGAUGGGAGGUUACAUCCAAACAUCCCUUUGAUGUGAUAGUUGAGUUCAUCUCUGAAGAAAUUCGGCAAGGUCCUUUAAUCCUUUUUCUUAAGGACACAGAGAAAAUUUGUGGGAAUAAUGAUUCCUAUCAUGGUCUGAAGAGCAAGUUAAAACAUUUUCCAGCUGGUGCUUUUAUAAUUGGAUCUCAAAUCCAGCCUGACAAUCGCAAAGAGAAGGCAAAUGGUAGUUCUCCUUUUCUUUCGAAGUUCCCGUACAGCCAAGCUAUACUUGACCUCGCAUUACAGGACAUUGAUGGGGGAAAUGAUAAUAAUAAAGAAACUUCAAAAGCAAUGAAGCAUUUGAUCAAACUUUUCCCGAAUAAAGUGACACUCGAGGCACCACAAGAUGAAACGGAGCUUUCGCGGUGGAACCAGAUGUUAAACCGAGAUAUUGAAGUCCUUAAAGGAAAUGCAAACAUUUCAAAAUUACGCUCUUUUCUAACAAGGGUUGGUCUGGAAUGCACUGACCUUGAGGCAAUAUUGGUCAAGGAUCGCAUUCUUACAAAUGAGUGCAUUGAUAAAAUUAUUGGUUUUGCUUUGAGCCAUCAACUUAAGAACUGUACAAAUCCAGACCCCUCUUUGAGCAGUGUGCAGUUUGCUCUAUCCAGUGAAAGCCUUAAGCAUGGUGUUGACAUGUUGGAAAGUAUCCAGUCUGGCUCGAAGAGUAGCACCAAAAGGAAAUCACUGAAGGAUAUUGUUACGGAAAACGAAUUUGAAAAGAGGCUUCUUGCUGAUGUUAUCCCUCCACAUGAAAUUGGUGUUACCUUUGAGGACAUUGGAGCUUUAGAAAGUGUCAAAGAUACUCUGAAGGAGUUAGUGAUGCUUCCUUUGCAAAGACCUGAACUUUUCAACCGAGGACAACUUAUGAAGCCAUGUAAAGGAAUUUUACUUUUUGGCCCACCUGGUACGGGAAAGACAAUGCUUGCUAAGGCUGUGGCAACUGAGGCUGGUGCUAAUUUCAUAAACAUAUCAAUGUCAAGCAUCUCUUCGAAGUGGCUUGGUGAAGGAGAAAAAUUUGUGAAAGCUGUGUUUUCGCUGGCAAGUAAAAUUGCUCCAAGUGUAAUUUUUGUGGACGAGGUUGAUGGCAUGCUGGGAAGGCGGGAGAACCCUGGAGAACAUGAAGCCAUGCGUAAGAUGAAAAAUGAGUUUAUGGUGAACUGGGAUGGUCUAAGAACCAAGGAGAAAGAACGUGUAUUAGUACUUGCUGCAACUAACAGGCCAUUUGAUCUUGAUGAGGCUGUUGUUAGGCGGCUUCCAAGGAGGUUGAUGGUGAAUUUGCCAGAUGCAUCAAAUAGGAGAAAAAUUCUUAGUGUAAUACUAGCCAAGGAAGAUUUGGCAGAUGACGUUGAUCUAGAAGCUAUAGCUAACUUGACAGAAGGGUACUCUGGUAGUGAUCUCAAGAACCUGUGUGUUACUGCUGCUCAUCGUCCUAUUAGGGAGAUUCUUGAAAAGGAGAAGAAGGAGAGAGCUUCAGCAGAAGCAGAAAAUAGAUCGUUGCCUCUGUCACACACUAGCAAUGAUGUCCGCGCAUUAAGAUUAGGUGAUUUCAUACAUGCACACGAACAGGUGUGUGCAAGUGUUUCCUCAGAUUCCAGUAACAUGAACGAGCUUGUGCAAUGGAAUGAUCUCUAUGGAGAAGGCGGGUCGAGGAAAAAGACAACGCUAAGCUACUUCAUGUAGCUUAUGCUGUAAAUAUAAUAGAGGUGCCCUGGUACAAAGCAGCAAUGGUUGGAGGCAGUUGGGUUUGUAUUUGGUGCAUAGUUGGAAAAGAGCUAUGCUCAUCUGCCAGCCAUACAUAUCAAGAGAAUUGAUGGUUCAGGUGGACUGGAAUGGAAUAGUACACAUUGGUUGCUGCCUUCACUCUGGGCCAUGCAUCAUGCAUCUAGACAGGACGGCUGGUCUGGCUUGCAGUUGCCCUACUGCAGUUUUGAGUGCAACGGAUCACCAUCAAGGAAAGAAAAGAAAAGAAAAUAUAUCAGUUGUGUUUUCCCCAAUCCCCAGGAAGCACGGAGACGACAGCGAUCCUUUUGCCACAACCACUCUUUUCGCUUCUUAGAAACAAUUCAUUCCUUAGGUUGUAUAAGAUGUAGUCAGUAUAGCCUGUGCAAGUGUACAGUAUGAGCAUCAGGGCUAUUAACGUACUGUGAUGGUCUAUGCCUAAUCCCAGUUUAUUAAUUAGAAUCGUUUAACAUGCAAUGAUUAUUUUGUACCUACAUGCGUUUAUAUCAUGUUACCAAGGAUGUAUGCAAUGUAAACUGUUAUUAAUACAUUGCCUAUGUUACUGUUCCUUGUA